GCGAGGUAUCCUGAAUUGAGUUUCCGUCGUAUGAAUUGAGCUUUCAAACUCUUACACCUUGUAGGAUUUUUGCAAUGUGAUUUACCUCCCUUCGCAGUAAGAAUGGCAGCGGUCACCGGAGGGAGAGUCCUUCUCCACCUCAGUCGAUCCCUGGUGUUGCAGCCGAGCAGCAGGCUUUUUCCACUGAAGCUGGCAUCAGCCUGCCUGCCCAGGAGGCUUUGCAGCGCUAGUGACCAGACGCAGCCAGUAAGCCCAGAGAAUGAAUCUCUGCUUGAGAACUUGAAUCUCAUGGGAGUGGAUAUCAAAAUGGCCCGCCAACGCCAGCCUGGAGUCUUUCGCAAAGCCUUCACCAAUGAGAAAGGCCUCGCUCAGUUCCUGCAAACGAAGGGCGCAAGCCGCCAGGCCAUCGCCAGCAUUGUGUCCCGUUAUCCCCGCGCCAUCACACGCUCCAUCGAACACUUGGAGCAACGGUGGCAGCUGUGGAGAAAUGUGUUCACGACUGAUGCAGAAAUUGUGAGCAUCCUUGAUCGCUCGCCUGAAUCUUUUUUUCGUUCUAGUGAUAACGAUAACUUGGAAAAGAACAUAGAUUUUCUCAUCUCACUGGGACUUAACACCAAAGACCUUCAUCGGCUGCUGACCACCGCCCCCCGCACGUUCUCCAACAGCGUGGAGCUCAACAAGCAGAUGGUGGAGUGUCUGGAAGACAUUUGCGCUGAGCUUGGAGGAGAAAAUCCUGAGCAGUUUGCAAAAUCCAUCAUAUCUAAAAACCUUUACAUUCUUAUCAGAAGCACUAAAAGAGUAAAGACAAACAUAGAAACCCUGAAAGCUUCUCUAAACUUGAGCGACUCGGAAAUGCUGGCUCUGCUUCAAGGACAUGGGGCUGACAUUUUGGACCUGUCCAAUGAGUAUCUGAAGAAAAGUUUCAACAAUCUUCAGCAGAAAAUGGCUUUACUUGGCUGUCGGAGGAAUGAUUUGAAAAAAAUUAUUAUCAGCUAUCCACUGAUUCUCUACAUUGGGCCAGAAACACUGAACACUAAAAUUGAUUGCCUUCUAAAGGGAGGAAUCACGAUGAAGCAGAUACUCGAGAAGCCCAAAGUGCUGGACUACAGCACACAGAACAUUACAGGGCGACUGGAGGAGCUGCGGAGAGUGGGAUACGACUUCAAGAAAAACGGUAUCAACAUCCUGGACUCCAGUCGAAAGAGAUUUGAUGCAAAGAUGGAAAAACUUGCAACUUCACCAGAUGAAUGAACGUAGCUGUUUUUUUUUACAGUGAUGCCAGAUCAGGUUGAUGACUGCCUUUACCUGACUUUGAGAGGAGCUGAUCCAUGCUUGACCCUGCUUAGGAUGCAGGAAAACUACUAAAACAACCAUGCUGUCAUUAUUAAUGCUCAUAAUGUACUGUUUUUUGGUCUAAAUAUUCAAUUAUCAAAAAAGCCAUUUUCAAAUCGUUUAUGUCUGUAGUUGUACGGGUGGACUCUUGUAACUAUGUUUUUAAGUAAAUAAAACUAUUGUUUUGUGCAAGUGUGAAUAUAUUAAAAAAACGGGUUGUCCUUAAUGUGUUGGAUUUUUAACUAUAUAUCAUAGCUUAAGUUACUUAUUUUAAACUGAGGAUUUAAUUAUCCGU
Messenger RNA from Menidia menidia (Atlantic silverside), 1627 nucleotides. Lineage: Eukaryota; Metazoa; Chordata; Actinopteri; Atheriniformes; Atherinopsidae. The record is from the annotation of a GenBank genome assembly.